This is a messenger RNA of Pygocentrus nattereri (red-bellied piranha), 8706 nucleotides long. Its product is annotated as trichohyalin. The record is from RefSeq and is a predicted model, not a curated record. The transcript has 24 exons. Lineage: Eukaryota; Metazoa; Chordata; Actinopteri; Characiformes; Serrasalmidae. Bases 155 to 8425 code for a protein of 2756 amino acids.
ACCAAGCUCGACUUCCACGGUUUAACAGCGCCGUGCGGGAUUAAUGCGCCGCUAUCGGGCGGAUCGAUAAACGGGCCGGUUAUUAAACCGAACUGAUGGGUUUGAUGGGGUUCACAGGGCGGAGUCUGCGGGCUGGCUGAGCUGAUGGUUAGAGAUGGAGUCUGAGUUGCUGAUUGGCUGGGAGGAGGAGCGUGCGGAGCUGAGGGCGGAGUUAUCUCAGCUGGAGGAGGAGCUCGCGGAGAGCCGGGCGGAGAGGGAGGAGCUUCAGUCCCGGACGCAGGCGCUGACUGAGCGGCUGUCUCGGACUGUGGACCCGUCAGUGUCUGUGCUGAUGGAUGGUGAUCAGAGGGAGUGGAGGAGGAGAGUGAGAGAGGGACGAGAGAGAGAAGCUCGACAGGCUCUGCUGAUCCACAAACUCCAGAACAAGGUGCUGGAGUACAGAGCGCGCUGUGAGCGGCUGGAGCAGCAGGUUCAGUCAGAGGAGAGAGAGCGCAGGGCGAGAGAGAGAGCGUUGCGGGAUGAGCACAGCAACACUCUGGAGAGCGCCCUCAUCAGGCUGGAGGAGGAACAGCAGAGGAGUGUAGCGCUGGUGGAGGUGAACGCUUUACUGCGCUCUCAGCUCGGCCAAUCAGCAGAGGCCAACCAAACCCUGCAGGAUGACCUCAGGAAGCUGACAGCUGAUUGGUCUAAGGCAGUGGAGGAGGCGGGGCAAAGGGAGAUUGACUGGCACAAAGAGAAAGAGGCUCUGGUUGGCUGUGUAUCUGCAGAGCGGUCCAGGCUGAUGAUGCUGUGGGGUAAAGCCGUGUCUCUGAGGCGACAGUGCCACGCUGUGAAAACCGCCACCGACAAGGACUUGUGGGAAUUGAGGGCAGAGUUUUCCCGUCUGUCGUCUUCGUUUUUCUCUCUGUGUGUUCCUCCGGCGGUCUCUCGUCCAGCUCCACUGUCCUCCUCCACGGAGCCCAUGACUCUGGAGGAACUGGACCACGAAAUGUCCAGCACUAACCAGGAUGUCCAGGAAGGUCACGCGCAGGAGCUGAGGGACAGGAUUGAUGAGUUAACGCUGACUGUAAAAGCUCUGGAGAGUGAGAGACAGAGGCAGGAGGAGGAGAGAGAGAGGAGACAAAGGUAUCAGGAGGAGGAGCGAAAGAGGAGGUUGAGGGAUGAGGAGGAGGAGAGAGAGAAACACAGAGAGACGGAGAGAAACCUGGAAUCAGUCCAGCAGGCCGUCAGAAAGCUGUACAGGGUGCUCGGUUCCCAGAAGAUGGAACGACAGUCCAGUGUGAGUGACCUGUCUGAUGGUCUGCCUGCUCUGCUGACCAUCAUUGCUCGGGCUGAGAGCGCUCUCCAUUGCAAACACCAGGAACUGCAGGAGGCUGAGGGGACGGUGCGCAGGAUGAAGCUGGAGACGCAGUCACUGGACCAGCGAAUCACAGAGCUGGAGAGAGAGAGGGCGGAGUUAGAGGAUCAGCUCAGAGACAGGGAGGCGGAGUUACAGCGCACACACACUCAACUCAACAGUGAGAGGGACAGUGCAGUGGCUCUACAGAAGCAGCUGGAGGAGUCCGAGCAGCGUGAGGAGGAUCUGAGGAGAGACAAUGAGCGACUGAUUGAGAGGAGAGAGCGAGAGGAGGAGGAGAGGAGUGAGCUGGAGAGAGAGAGACAGAGGCGUGUGGAGGCGGAGCUCCUGGAGAACGCCCAGCUGUGCGAGAGAGAGAGCCGCAGUCGUGUGGAGCUGCACGGCCUGCAGGGGGUGCUGGAGCGAGAGCGGAUGGACAGAUCGAGGGCUGAGAGAGAGUCGGAGGAGAAUAAGGACGCUCUGCUGAAGGCUCGUCAGUCUCUGGUGUCUCUCUCCUCUGCUCACACUUUGCUGAAGAAAGAAGCUGCAGAUGUUAGAGAUGCUCUGGAGAAGAUGUCCUCCUUAAAUGAAGCUCUGGUUCUAGACAAGAGGGAACUCAACACCCGUAUCCUGCAGCUGGAGGAGGAGGCGUCUGAAGCUCAGGUCCAGCUGCAAAAGUUGGGGUCGGAGGUGGCGGCUUUGCAGAGGGAGCUGAAGGCUGUUACCAUGGAAACAACAGAGUUAAGGGCUGGCAGGGAGGUGGAGCUGGACGCCCUUCAGCAGCUCCGAGACAGAGAGAGAGAACUGCAGAGAGACAUUCAGACUCUGAGGGAGGAGAGAGAGAGAGAGACCUCCGCUCUGACUGAGGAGAGAGAGAGGAGUGAUCAGCUGAGUGCUCAGUACAGGGUGGUGUGUGAUGAGCUCUGUAAAGCUGAGGCAGAGCUGGGGCGAGCGGUGGAGCGAGAGAGGAGAGUGCAGAGAGAGAGAGAGGAGGUGGAGAGAGAGAGAGAUCAGCUGGAGGAGAGGGUGAGCACUGUGGAGAGAGAGAAGGAGGAGAUACAGCAGCACGCAGAGGAGCUCAGGGAUGUGAGGGCGAGUCUGCAGCAGCAGCUGGGUGCCCUUCACGAUGGUGUCUCCACUGUGGAGGUUCAGCGCUCACAGCUCCAGCUGCAGAUCCACACGCUGCUGCAGGCUAAAGACGUUCUUCAGGGUGAGAUUGAGUGCGUUCGGGCGGAGCUGGAGCGAGAGACGGCGCUGAGAGAGCAGGAGAGGGAGCGAGUGAGGGAGGAGAGGAGGAGGACAGAGACAGAGAAGGAGGAGAGUGAGGCAGAGCUGAAGAAGCUGCAGAGAGAAGCUGAGCAGCUCAGGAUGAAGGAGGCCGAGCGAGAGAGAGAGAGGGAAACGUGGCAAAGGGAGAGAGAGGAGCUGAGCGCCGAACUGGGGCUGAAGGAUGGAGAGAUGGAGGCCCUGAAGAACAGGAUGGAGGGAUUGAUGAAGGAAAACAAAGAGCUGUCCGAACUGAUGGAUGAAAAGAUGACAGAAAUGGAGCAACUUCAGAUCAGACAUGCUUCGGAGCAGAGAGCGGCCGAGACAAGGCAGCAGGAAUCGAGGGAUGAAGCAGGGAGAUGGAGGGAGAGAGUGGAGGAGGUCCAGGGAGAGAACCAGAGGCUCCUAGAACGAGUGGAGCGAGAGAACGAAAACCUCAAAACCAGUGAAAUGGAGAAGGCAGAGAUGGCUGAUCUCCUCAGAGAGAAGGAAGGAGAGAUAGAAAAGAAAGAGAAGAAGUUAAACGAGUACAUAAACACAGUCAAACUGCAGAAUGGAGUGAUAGAAAGAGUGAGAGCUCAGCUGAAAGAUGGAGAGAAAGAAAGAGAGAUACUAGAGAGAAGAGUGGCCAUUCUGGAGGAGCUGAAGGAGGAGGAACGACAGAAAGAGAGGGAGAUGAAAGAGAGAGAGCUGAAAGAGAAGGAUGCAGAACUGGAGGAGCUGAAAGAACGAGUGGAAGAAGUGAUGAAGGAGAAGAAACGUGUCUCCAGGCAGCUGGAGGAAAAAGAGGAGCAGACGGAAAACCUGCAGAAGAACUGGACGAGAGAGAAGGAAGAUCUGGAACUCAUGGUCAGAGAAGCAAGAGAUGAGAUAGAGAGAUGUAGGGAGAGAAAGGAGGAGGUCCAGGGAGAGAACCGGAGGCUCCUAGAACGAAUGGAGCGAGAGGGCGAAAACCUGAAAACGAGUGAAAUGGAGAAGGCAGAGAUGGCUGAUCUCCUCAGAGAGAGGGAAGGAGAGAUAGAAAAGAAAGAGAAGGAGUUAGACGAGUACAUAAACACAGUCAAACUACAGAAUGGUGUGAUAGAGAGAGUGAGAGCUCAGCUGAAUGAUGGAGAGAAAGAAAGAGAGAUACUGGAAAGAAGAGUGGCCACUCUGGAGGAGCUGAAGGAGACGAAAGAAGAAGAAAGACGGAGUGAGAGGGAGAUGAAAGGGAGAGAGCUGAGAGAGAAGGAUGCAGAACUGGAGGAGCUGAAAGAACGAGUGGAAGAAGUGAUGAAGGAGAAGAAAUACGUCUCCAGGCUGCUGGAGGAACGAGAGGAGCAGACGGAGAACCUGCAGAAGAACUGGACGAGAGAGAAGGAAGAUCUGGAACUCAUGGUUAGAGAAGCAAGAGAUGAGAUAGAGAGAUGUAGGGAGAGAAAGGAGGAGGUCCAGGGAGAGAACCGGAGGCUCCUAGAACGAAUGGAGCGAGAGGGCGAAAACCUGAAAACGAGUGAAAUGGAGAAGGCAGAGAUGGCUGAUCUCCUCAGAAAGAGGGAAGGAGAGAUAGAAAAGAAAGAGAAGAAGUUAGACGAGUACAUAAACACAGUCAAACUGCAGAAUGGAGUGAUAGAGAGAGUGAGAGCUCAGCUAAAAGAUGGAGAGAAAGAAAGAGAGAUACUGGAAAGAAGAGUGGCCACUCUGGAGGAGCUGAAGGAGGAGGAACUACAGAAAGAGAGGGAGGUGAAAGAGAGAGAGCUGAGAGAGAAGGAUGCAGAACUGAAAGAACGAGUGGAAGAAGUGAUGAAGGAGAAGAAAUGUGUCUCCAGGCUGCUGGAGGAACGAGUGGAGCAGACGGAGAACCUGCAGAAGAACUGGAUGAAGGAGAAGGAAGAUCUGGAACUCGAAGCCAGAGAAGCAAGGGAUGAGAACCGGAGGCUCCUAGAACGAGUGGAGCAAGAGGGUGAAAACCUAAAAAUGAGUGAAAUGGAGAAGGCAGAGAUGGCUGAUCUCCUCAGAAAGAGGGAAGGAGAGAUAGAAAAGAAAGAGAAGAAAUUAGACGAGUACAUAAACACAGUCAAACUGCAGAAUGGAGUGAUAGAGAGAGUGAGAGCUCAGCUAAAAGAUGGAGAGAAAGAAAGAGAGAUACUGGAGAGAAGAGUGGCUGUUCUGGAGGAGCUGAAGGAGGAGGAACUACAGAAAGAGAGGGAGAUGAAAGAGAGAGAGCUGAGAGAGAAGGAUGCAGAACUGAAAGAACGAGUGGAAGAAAUGAUGAAGGAGAAGAAAUGCAUCUCCAGGCUGCUGGAGGAACGAGAGGAGCAGACGGAGAACCUGCAGAAGAACUGGAUGAAGGAGAAGGAAGAUCUGGAACUUGAAGCCAGAGAAGCAAGGGAUGAGAACCGGAGGCUCCUAGAACGAGUGGAGCAAGAGGGUGAAAACCUAAAAACGAGUGAAAUGGAGAAGGCAGAGAUGGCUGAUCUCCUCAGAAAGAGGGAAGGAGAGAUAGAAAAGAAAGAGAAGAAAUUAGACGAGUACAUAAACACAGUCAAACUGCAGAAUGGAGUGAUAGAGAGAGUGAGAGCUCAGCUAAAAGAUGGAGAGAAAGAAAGAGAGAUUCUAGAGAGAAGAGUGGCCACUCUGGAGGAGCUGAAGGAGGAGGAACGACAGAAAGAGAGGGAGAUGAAAGAGAGAGAGCUGAGAGAGAAGGAUGCAGAACUGGAGGAGCUGAAAGAACGUGUGGAAGAAGUGAUGAAGGAGAAGAAAUGCGCCUCCAGGCUGCUGGAGGAACGAGAGGAGCAGACGGAGAACCUGCAGAAGAACUGGACGAGAGAGAAGGAAGAUCUGGAACUCGUGGCCAGAGAAGCGAGGGAUGAAAUGGAGCUGUGGAAGAGGAGAGCAGGUGAAAUGGAGAGAGAGAAGGAGGGAGCGAACCGAAUGCUGCUGGAGCGAGUGGAGAGAGAGAGGGAUGAGCUCAGAGCGGUGGAAGGAGAGAGGGAUGAGCUGACAAAGCGGUUGGGCGAGAGGGAGAAACAGAUAGAGAAGAAAGAGGAGGAGAAUGAAGAGCUGCAGUCUACAGUCCGGUCAUUAGAGGGAGAGAUGGAGGGAUUAGAGAGGGAAGUGAAGGAGAAGGAAAGAUUAGAAAAACGAGUGAUGGUGUUAGAAGAGGAAAACACAAAGCUGAAAGAAAGAGAGAGAGAGAGAAUUAGAGAGUGGAGCAGGAUGGAGGAAGACCACCAAGAAGGAGAAAACAGAAUGAGAAAUGAUUUAGAGAGGAGGGGUGGAGAGGUAGAGGAGCUCAGGAGCAGGAUGGAGAGAAUAAUGGAGGAGAAGAACGAGGCGGUGGAUAGACUGAGUGCUGAAUUAGAGGAACUUAGAUUGAGAAUGAAGGAGAAAGAGGAGAAAUGGAAGAAGUUGGUGGAGGAGAUGGAUGAGGAGAGGAUAAGAGUGGAGGAGAGGAGGAAAAGAGGGGAUGUGGAGAGAAAGGAGAGAGAGGAAAAGCUGAAAGGAGAGAUAAAGCUGAAGGAGGAGAAGCUGAAGGAGAUGAAGGUGAGGAUUGUGAAGCUGGAGCGAGAGAACGAAGAAAUGAAAAGAAAAGCGAAAGAAGGAGAAGAAGAGCUCCACAAACAGGGCAGAGCUCUGAGAGAGAGGGAUCAGGAGACGCUCCGACUGAGAGAAACGAUGGAGAGAAAAGAGAAAGAGGAGAAGGAGAAGAUGCAGAAGAAGCAGGACGAGGCGAAGAACCUGAUGGAGAAACUUCAGGAGAAUCUGAGAAAUGCAAAGUCAGAGCUGGAGAACGAGAAAACUCUGCGCCAAGAGAAGGAAAAAGAGCUCUCGGACUGUAAACAUAGACUGCGACUGGAGAAGACCAGAGGAGACGGAGGAGAAGAUAAGGUGCGAGAGGUGGAGGAGAAAAGCGAGAGGCUGAUGGAGGAAGUGGAAGUGCUGAGAGGAGAACUGGACCAGCGUUCUAGAGAGUUAGCAAGGCAGUCGCGCUUGCUGAGGGAGAGUGACGGAGAACUCAGGAGGCUGAAAAUGAGAGUGGAGGAUGGCGAAGAAGAGAAAGAACAAGUGAAGAAGUCUCUGAGCCAGAUGGAAGGGGAGGUGAAGCGGCUGGAGGUUCAGCUGAGAGAAUGGAGAGCAGAAGAAAAUAAUGUGAGUUCUAGAUUAGAGGAACUUCAGCGAGAACAUGACCACCUGGAGGAGGAAGUGAAGAGGAAGGAGCGAGAGAUUGGCGCUCUGAGGGAGGAGAACCUGAGAGAGACGGAGAGGAUGGGUUCAUGUCUGAAACAGAAAGAGGAGGAGGUGAAGAAGGUGAGCGAGAAGAAGGAGGAGAUGGCCAAAAAGGUCGAAACCCUGAGGCGCGAGGUGAGGUCGCUGUCUGAGAACCAGCAGUUGGAGAAGGUGAAGGUAAAGGAGCAAGAGGAGGAGAAUAAGAAGAUAAGAGAAGGUCUGAAGGCUGGACUGCAGGAGAUGGUCAAUCUGAAGGAGCUCCUGGAGGAGAGCCACCGUGAAGGAGAACGUUUGAGGAAUGUUCUGAAGGAGAAGAAGGGAGAACUGAUGAGAGGAAGAGAGGAGGAUGUAAGGGCAGCUCGACAGGAGGCAGAAGAUCUAAAGCUCAGGGUUCACAGCCUGGAGAAGGAGAAUCAGGGCCUUCAGGUGAAGCUGCAGCUGCAAGAGUCUGAACUGAAGGAGGAGAAGAAGAACAGUGGAGAACAACACAGGAGGAACUUUGAAGAACAUCUGAACUAUUUAGAGUCUAAAUCAAAGCUGAAAGAUGGAGAGUUAGUUAGAGAACAAGGCAGAAUAAACAGACUGGAGGAACAGGGGACCCAUCUGAGCUGGGCGGUGGAGGAGAAGACCAGAGACGUGGAAGAGCUGAGAAUCAGAGUGGAGGAGAGGAUUCAGCAGCUGAGAGACCUGGAGGAGAAGAUGGAGCUGCUGAAGAAGGAGGAGAAGGAAAGGCAGAGUGAGCUGGAGGAGAAGGAGAGAGGGGUUGAACUCCUCAGAGAGGAAGUGAGAGAGAAGGAGAAGGAGGUAGAAGAGAUGAAGAAGAAGAGAACGGAGGAGAACGAGGGGACAAGCCAAGCACUGGAGGAACAGACAGCAGAGGAACCAGCCUUGCAGGGUGAGGACCAGGAGCGGGUGGACAACCAGCUGAGAGACAGAGAGUUGGAGGUGUUUUCUCUGAGAGAGAGAGUGGAGGAGCUCGGCAGAGACAGGGAGAGGAUGAGGAGCGCUCUGGAGAACACGGAGGAGAAACUGAUCGAGUAUAAGGAGAGACUGCAGCAGGUGGAGAAGGAGAAACCCAGCAGGGCCAAGGACUGUGAGGAUGAGAGUGUGGAGAGAGUCACAGCCCUGCAGAGAGCCGUCGCUCAGCUGGAGCUCCAGCAGAGGGCGCUGCAGCAGAGAAACGGCCGUCAGGAGCAGCGCAUGGAGAGGCUGAAGAGUGAGAGACAGCAGCUCCGCCUCACUCUGCAGCAGGUGGAGCUGGAGAGGAACAAAUUGAAACAGCAGCUUUCUCAGUGCGACUCUGGAACCCAGCAGGAUGGGAUCAUCUCGACUGAAGCUGAUGAGCUGAAGACGCUAAGAGAACAGACCAGUGACUUGACACAGCAGGUUGAACAUCUGCGUCUGCUGCUGGCGCUGGACCAUCAGGAGCGUGUCCAGUUCAUUGACCGCUCGGUGAGGAACAGCGAGAGCCUGCAGUCUCUGAGAGAAGACCUGAGCCGGUCUCUCGCCGUCGUGUCGCAGCAGCUCGUUCCGCCGGUUCUGCGGUCCGAAACGGAGCGACUGGACCGCAGUAUCAGAGAGGAGGAGCACCGUCUUUCUCUCAGCCAGAACUAGAGAGAGAGAAUGACCCUGGACAUUUUGCACUGGGAGUGAAGCAGUCAAUGCUUCCUGAUUGUAGCAGCUCCAGAUGGAGUCUCAACGCUUCAGUGUUCAUUAACUGUGUAUAAGACAGACGAAUGUUUCUCCAUGACUUACUGUUUCACCCAAUGACACACCUGUGUAUUUAUUUUUUAUAUUUAUAUUUAUUUUUAAUACGUGAAUGUCUGAUGCUGCUCACUUAUUUCUGUAUUUACUGAAAGGUAAAGUGACCGUGGAAUAAAAGUGCCAGCUGAUUA